Messenger RNA from Zychaea mexicana, 297 nucleotides. RefSeq lists its product as uncharacterized. The record is from RefSeq and is a predicted model, not a curated record. The transcript has a single exon. Lineage: Eukaryota; Fungi; Mucoromycota; Mucoromycetes; Mucorales; Lichtheimiaceae. Gene Ontology annotation, molecular function: protein binding. Bases 32 to 262 code for a protein of 76 amino acids.
CCCCGACUUGUUUCUUUACUUUCUAAAAAUAAUGACAACAACCAAGGUCUACACUGUUGCUCAGCUACCGUCAUUACCACGUGAGAUUCAGUAUAAAGUUUUCGAGGGUUUGUCAUUUGAUGAUUGCUUGAAAUGCAGCCAACUGUCCAGAGCAUGGCGAUCGGCAGUGCUCAAUUGGCAAGGAAUGUGGAAGUGUCUACGGCUGCACGAAAAUUUCAGAUACUUUGAGAUCCAUUGCGAUCGUAUUGGAAGGUCAGCAUAGUAUCGACGUAGACGCUUAUUGGGGCAAAACCAGAC